This is a messenger RNA of Lycium ferocissimum, 1112 nucleotides long. Its product is annotated as urease accessory protein G. Gene Ontology annotation, molecular function: nickel cation binding; GTPase activity. The record is from RefSeq and is a predicted model, not a curated record. NCBI's taxonomy places the organism in Eukaryota, Viridiplantae, Streptophyta, Magnoliopsida, Solanales, Solanaceae.
UCAGUCGGAUAAAUCUUUAUGGAAUAUUUUUAUCUACAGCGGUAGAUUCGGAAUCUUAUCUCUCCCCUGUUCCCCUCAGAUACCCUCUGUGAGAAUCUCCACUCUAAUGGCUUCUUCAGAUCACCAUAUGCAUGACCAUGACCAUCACCAUCAUGAACAUAGCCAUGAGGAGACAAAAGCAACAUCAUGGGUAGGUGCAGAUGGGAAGGUAUACCAUAGCCAUGAUGGGCUGGCUCCUCAUUCUCAUGAACCAAUAUACUCACCUGGAUACUUUAGCAGAAGAGCACCUCCACUUAUGAGAAGUUUUAGUGAAAGAGCAUUUACUAUUGGAAUUGGUGGCCCUGUUGGUACUGGGAAAACAGCUCUAAUGCUGGCAUUAUGCAAACUCUUGAGGGAAACAUACAGUCUUGCAGCAGUAACAAAUGAUAUAUUCACAAAAGAAGAUGGAGAGUUCUUGAUAAAACAUGGAGCAUUGCCGGAGGAAAGGAUUCGGGCUGUGGAAACAGGAGGAUGCCCACAUGCUGCUAUUAGGGAAGAUAUAAGCAUUAAUCUUGGACCUCUGGAGGAGCUUUCUAAUUUGUACAAAGCAGAUAUACUACUCUGUGAAUCUGGUGGAGACAACUUAGCUGCCAACUUCAGUAGGGAACUCGCUGACUACAUAAUCUACAUAAUAGAUGUAUCCGCUGGUGAUAAAAUUCCUCGAAAAGGAGGUCCUGGAAUUACCCAAGCAGAUCUUCUUGUGAUAAAUAAAACCGAUUUGGCACCAGCUGUGGGGGCUGAUUUGUCUGUCAUGGAGCGGGAUGCACUUCGGAUGCGGGACGGUGGUCCUUUUGUUUUUGCUCAGGUGAAGCAUGGGGUUGGCCUAGAGGACAUAGUGAACCACAUUUUACAAGCUUGGGAAGUUGCAACCGGCAAUAAGAAGCGAUGAAAUGUUCAGCAAAACUUUACUUGAACAUUGUGGAACUUUUGGCUUCUCCAAUGCUAUCUGCCAUUCACUUUCCAUGUGUCCCAGACACAUAUAAUCUAUCUUCUGAAUAAUGUGUAUUUACAUGGUUCAUGUACAAGCAGUAUGUAUUCACCAUUUUCCAUAUUUAUUUUGGUUCCUUUGAUCA